AUGCCGGAAGAUAUACGCAAAGCUCAUGUUCUAACGACCAUAGCGAAUUAUUUUGGUAGUCACCCCGACUCUCUCUCAUCGCUAUACGAUCAUCCAGCUUUAGGAAACUUUCUCGAUGAUGCCAAUUGUCCAUUACUUUCAGCAGCACGCGGUCACAAGCAUUCAAUUCACCUUUCCAAUGAAAUUAAAGUAGCUGAUGGCAUACAAACUCUUGUUCAGUUUAAAGUUCGACCAGAUAUCAUCACCGCUGAGAAUAUUCAUAGAGGUAUAUUUCUAUCGACUAUGAUUGAUUCGCCGUUGGAUUCACUUUACUAUAUGAUCAAAUCGGUUUUUGCACCUGCACUACGUGAUGCGAAAACAGGCAGUUCGUCAACUCAACAGAUUCAAAGUUCAUUGAGCGAACUGGAACAAGUUCUUCGUGCAGCAGGAAAGAAGGGUGGAGGUUCAUCAAUAGGCAAUGUGUUUCAUCCAAAAGAUGAAAUUGAUUAUUGGACACAGAUUGCCAAUGGUGGUUCAGCUAAAGAUCAGGAUGUCGAUCGUGCAAAAUAUUUUCUUCAAAUCUUAGGUCCAGUCAAAGCAGAUUUUGAAAAACUUGACAAAUUAGAUCUCAUCACGCUUCUCGAUGUAGUCGAUAGAACCUACGAUGUGUACAAUGAAUUGUGGGCACAAGUAGAACACGAUGAAUACCCAGAACAACGUAUGAAACAUCUACUGACAAUAACAUCCAAUGCUCUCGUUCGAGCUGUUCAAAAUCAAUUAGCAACAAUUGAUUUAUGGUUUGAUUCGAAGGAUUCGAUGAAAGAUCGCGAAACACUUCGCACUGGCGUGACCGUCUGCGAACGUUGGUCACAAACGGUUGAGCAGUUGACUGCUACUUCUUGGCCCAACUAUAAACCACAUUUAUGGAAAGGCGAGCCUGUUAAACCGACCUAUUUACUUCAAUUCAGAAAACGCUUGAAUGAAAUUAUCGGUGUACGAUCAUCCUACGAACAAAGUAUGCGUUUUAGCGCAUCAGCCAACAAAGAAAGCCUUUCGCCGAAGAAAGUGUUUGCACCAUUCAUAAACUUUGAUCCGAUUCAACUUGAUGCAACAACUGAUGCUCAAUGGCAUUCGGCGAAAAGUCAAUUUGAAGCGUUAAUGACAAAUACAGAUCGUGAUGUUGCCAAACAGUUGCGUGAAUAUUUUCGAAGUAUUCAUUCUAAUCCUCAACAAAUGUUAGUCGAUUUCAAACGCUACAGUGAUCUGAUUCAACGUGAAACCAUACGCAAAGAAUUGGCCUCCGAGCGUGAAUUACUCCUCGGACAACUGGAAAGUGAUAUAAAAACUUUAACAGAUGAAUUGAAUAGUCUAACGAAUGGUAGAAUGGGUCAUCGUGGAGGAAGAAAAUCGAUAACAAAAGGCGUUAAUCGAACGACUAUUGCUGCUCUGCUUGAUGCUAGCCGACAGAUUGAAACAAAAGUAGAUAAUAUCAUCACUGACGGAGAAAAGUUACUUGGUGAUCUACAAGGUUAUGUUCGUGUUUCCACCUUAGCAAAACAGCUCAAACAGGACAUAAUCGAUUGGCGAAAGGAUAAAUUUCGUGAAUGGUGCCAGGAUAACAUUCGUGCGAUUGAGGAUCCAAAUCAAGAAUUGAGUUUGGAGACCAGUGGUCGUUUGAUGAAAUUCAACUCAAAUGACGGAACGGUUCGAGUGCUCUAUGGUAACCGAUUAGUUACAUUACUUAAUGAAGCUCGGCAGUUAUCAUCCCUCGGCUAUGAUAUUCCAUCGAAAAUUAACAAGUGUGUCGAAGUCGGAAAGAAAUUCUAUCAAUACGGAGUUGAACUUCAAGCAAUCGCACAUUUCUAUAAUACAAUUAAUACGGAGAUGAUUCCAAGUCAACAGCCAAUGAUGAUUGAUUUAGCCAAAGAAUUCGAACGUCUUAUCAAAGAUCCCAAAGUAUCUCAACGAGGUCGAGGUGGUGAUGGCGACUCCAGUGGACAAAUCACAUGGGAUAAUCCGGAGAAAUUGUCCCGUUACAUCACAGCACUUCGAACGAUCGCCGAUAAACUAAAAAACGAAAAUCUGAAACUCCGUCGUCAUCACUUAACAAUUCAACAGAUUGUUUGUUCGUUAAUCAAUACGGAUCUGUUGCGUGAACCACAUAAAUGGCACCAGCAAGUACAAGAAAUCCGUAAGAUAAUGGAUAAAAUCGCCAAUGAUGGUUAUGAUCCCAAGUCGAUGAAGUCAUGGCGAAGUUUUUGGGAUAGACAAUUGUACAAGGCACUCGAUCUUCAGUAUUCAAGCGGAUUGAAGGCUUUAAAUGAAAAUCUUCCAGACAUUAAAAUCGACUUGAUUUUUGGAGAAAAAUCCAUUCAAUAUAAAUUACCAAGUUCACCGAAAGCUCAAACAAGUAUUGAAGCCAUCAAAGCGUUAUACUACCGUGAAAUGAAACGAUUUCUUUCCAUACCAUUAACAUUCAAAGGAUGUGCUGAUCCUACAUCAGCUAACAGACAAUUGAUCUUUCAGAGUAUCAUGUCGUUGCAUAGCGAUGAUCUCGUUGCGUGUUUUUACACUUCGAAUGAGUUAUUUACGAAGCUCGAGCGCGGUUUAGAUCAAUUUAAAGAAUGGGUUGUGUUAGGACAAGUAGAUAUCGAUGAAUUAGUUGAGAAAAAUCUUCAAGAGGUGGAAGAUUGGGAAAGAAAUUUCCGUGCACUGAAGAUCCGCGGUCAAGAUGCAGAAAAAUUACCCAGUGAAGUUCGAUACGAUUGUUUUAUUGUCAAUGUCAAUCCUCUGAAAUUAACCAUUGAAAAUCAACUACGACGAUUACAUGACGCGAUGUUAAACUACUUGAAGCGUUCGAUCAUUCGCGAUGCUAAUCUCGUUGAUACAUUCGUUGAUCAGAGCUUUGAAAGCCUAAAAGAUCGUCCGCAGACUCUUGAUGAAAUCAGCGAAUCUUACAAAAAACACGAAGAAUUAAAUGUUAAACGUAAAGAGAUUCUCCCGUUAUAUCAACGUUUAGAAUCGAAAAAUAAACUGUUACGUUCGGUUGCUGGCAGUGGUCAUGAACUCGUCGCAGAACUGCAGUUCAAACUGGAAAAAUUCGAAUCAAUGAUGGACUCACAUAUACAGAUGAUCAAUGAUCAGAAAGAUGUUUUGAGACAAAACGUUCAAGCCCGUUAUGAUAAAUUUAUAAACGAGUGUGAAAAGGUAAAGUUACGUUGGCAACAAUUUCGACCGCGAGAGCAAGAUAUGGAAGAUGAACGAAAAUGCCGUGAUGCGUUGAAAGUUGUGCGAGAAAAAGAACAGGAAACCCAAGAGUUAAUGAAACAAAAGGAGAAAAUUAUUGAAGAAUUUCGAUUGUUCGGUAUGAACGAGCCCGCAUUUCAAGAUUUGGACGAAGUUAAUAACGAAAUCGUUCAAAUCAAGAAUGUUUGGGGAGUUUAUGAAGAGUAUCAACAAGAAUUGAAUGAGUUAACCAAAGAAGAUUGGAUUUCAUUCCGCAGCAAGACUUAUCGUUUCGAUGAGUUUCUCUCGAAUUGGCAGGAAAAAUUGAAACAAUUCGCACCAACCGAUUCAUCGAAAUCUUCGAAGAAAACCUCCACAAGUAAUAUGAACGUCCGUAUUCAACAGGAAAUUGACAAUUAUCGUAUGAUUACACCGUUGUUCAAAUGGGUUCGUGGCGAAGCCUUGUCUGCAGAUCAUUGGCUAGACGUAUUCCGUAUGUUGAAACUUCCACGUGGAACAAUGCUGGAACGCUUGACGUUCGGCGAUAUCCUCAGAGCUCGACAAGAAAUUGCAGAACAUGCCGAACAACUGAAAGAUUUGAAUGUUCGUGCACAAGCUGAACAUACAAUUCGCGAAGCGCUGAAAGAGUUAGAGAAUUGGGGUGCGGGCGCCCAGUUCUCCUUGAUUGAUUAUAUGGAUACCAAACAACAACGAAUACAAAUUAUUAAAGAUUGGAAAGAUUUAUUUACACAAAUCGGCGACAAUCAGAGUUUAUUAUCGUCAUUGAAAGAUUCGCCGUAUUAUAAAAACUUUGAAAGUCAAGCACAGAUCUGGGAACAACGAUUAGGUGUUCUCGAUGAUUGUCUGCAUACACUCAAUCAAAUUCAACGUAAAUUUGUAUAUCUUGAACCGAUUUUUGGCCGAGGUGCUUUACCAAAGGAACAGGGUCGUUUUCGUGAGGUGGACAAAGAAUUUCGUGAGAUUAUGUCUGAUAUUGCCUCCAAUCCUCGUCUAGUGAUUCUUGCACAACGCAAGGAUCUUUCGAACCUAUUGAAAAACAUGCUCGAUCAAUUAGGUCGUUGUCAAAAAGCUCUGAAUGAACUUCUCGAAGAAAAACGUUCGAUUUUCCCACGUUUCUACUUUAUUGGUGACGAUGAUCUCCUAGAAAUUCUCGGACAAGCAACUAAUCCAAAUGUGAUUCAAUCUCAUCUAAAGAAGCUUUUCGCUGGCAUUCAUUCUGUUCGUUUCGACGAUUCGAAUCAACACAUUCUCGGCAUGCGCUCAUUGGACGGUGAACUCGUUCCCUUGUCGAAGAAGAUUCGUAUAACAACUUCUGUUGAAGAGUGGCUGAAACAAUUAGCUAAAGAAAUGUUUUCAACCUUACAACAACUAUUAAUCAAUGCACUGCAGGAUUCACACAAACAAUUGGGUCAAGUGCCAGUGGAAAAAUAUCCAUCACAAAUUUCGUGUUUAGCAGAAUCGAUUAUUUUCACAGAACGAUGUGAAGAAGCGAUCAAGAACGGUCAACUAGACAAAUUCCAUAGUGAAAUCCAACAAGUUCUCGAAAAAUACACAAAUGUGCAUGUUCAGACGAAUUCUAUUGAAGGCGUCGUCACUGAUCUGAAAUACAAAGCAUUAAUCAUGGACACCGUUCACAAUAUGGACGUCGUUCAACAAUUGAAAGACGGACGCGUUCGAAAUAUCUAUGAUUGGCUAUGGCAAAAGCAGUUGAGAUUUUAUUUAGAACACAACAGUGCGUUGAUUAAAAUGGUUGACGCACAAUUCAAUUACACUUAUGAGUAUCAAGGCAAUGCACCGAAACUUGUACAUACACCAUUGACGGAUAAAUGUUAUUUGACGUUGACACAGGGAAUGCAUAUGGGUUUUGGUGGCAAUCCUUACGGACCUGCUGGUACGGGUAAAACUGAAUCUGUUAAGGCUUUGGGAUCGAUAUUUGGACGGCAAGUGCUUGUCUUCAAUUGCGAUGAAGGUAUCGAUGUCAAAUCAAUUGGUCGAAUCUUUAUUGGUAUUUGUAAAUCUGAUGCUUGGGGAUGUUUCGAUGAAUUUAAUCGUUUGGAUGAGGCUGUCUUAUCAGCAGUAUCUAUGCAAAUUCAAGUUAUUCAAGACGCUCUGAAAAGUGGUGCACCGACGUUGACAUUACUAGAUCGAAAAAUCGAAAUCAAUCCCAACUCAGGUAUUUUCGUCACUUUAAAUCCAGCAGGAAAAGGUUACGGUGGUCGAUCGAAACUACCGGACAAUUUAAAACAACUGUUCCGACCUGUGGCAAUGUCCAAACCAAAUAAUGAACUCAUCGCUGAAGUUCUCCUAUAUUCCGAUGGAUUCAAAAAUGCCGAUAUUUUAGGAAGAAAACUAGUUGCAUUGUUUAACCUAAGCAAAGAACUUUUAACAACACAACAGCACUACGAUUGGGGUUUACGAGCAUUGAAAACUGUAUUGAAAGGUUGCGGAACAUUAUUACGAAAUGCAAAAACAAAUAAAGUUGCAAUCGAUGCAAACUUCGAAUCUCAGCUAGUUGUUCAAGCUGCACGGAUCAAUACACUGUCGAAGUUAACCUUUGGCGAUUCGAAACGUUUCGAUGGUCUUCUCCAGGACAUCUUUCCUGGUAUCGAUCUAAAAGAUAUCGAAUAUGAAAAUCUCCGACAAGCAUUGCACGAAAUAUACAAAGAACAUCAUUUGCUUAUCAACGACAUGCAAAUUCGCAAAGCUCUUGAACUAUAUGAACAACUUCGGCAACGUAUGGGUGUGGUCAUUGUCGGGCCAUCUGGAUCGGGCAAGUCAGUCUUAUGGAAAAUGCUUCAACAUGCAAUGCAGAAGACGGGCCAACAAGUUCGAACGUACGUGAUGAAUCCAAAAUCAAUGCCGCGAAUGCAAUUACUUGGUCAUAUUGAUAUUGAUACACGUGAAUGGUCGGAUGGUGUACUAACAGCAGCAUCACGUGCGGUUGUCAAAGAGCCACUUGAAAUUCAAUCGUGGAUUGUAUGUGAUGGUGAUGUCGAUCCUGAAUGGGUUGAAUCAUUAAAUUCAGUUCUGGAUGAUAAUCGUCUAUUGACAAUGCCAUCCGGUGAACGUAUACAAUUCGGACCGAACGUGAAUUUUCUGUUCGAAACGCAUGAUUUAAGUUGUGCUUCACCGGCAACAAUCUCUCGAAUGGGAAUGAUCUUUCUCAGCGACGAAGAUACUGAUGUUAAAGCAGUUGUUCAAUCAUGGUUGGCUAAAGAGCCCGAAGAGACACGUUCGACAACAGAACAAUAUAUCAAUGAUUAUUUCUUUGAAGCAUUCAAAUGGAUUACCGAACAGAAUGAUUUUAUCGUUGAAACAACACUAAUUGGUACUGUUCUCAAUGGUUUAUCACAUUUACAUGGUGUGAAUGAUAAGGCGAUGUUUACUUUGGGAUUAAUUCGUGGUUUGGGUGGGAAUCUAACUGAAAAAACCAAAGAAGCGUUUGCACGUGAAGUUUUUCGAAUCACGGGUGAACAUCCACCUGAUGCCAGUAAUUUAUUAGCAACAAAAUAUGAUGAAAAGAUGAAAAUACUGAUUACUUACAUGAAUGAUGAAAAGUCUGACCUGACUGCCGAUAGUUUCAAUAAUAUGUACGAUUUGCCGGUAGUUCGAACGGUAGAUAUUCAACGUUACCUUGAUUCGUUUCUACCUUGGCUUGAUACUAAACAUCGGAAACCAUUUCUAGUCGUUGGACCUGAUGGUUGUGGCAAAGGAACACUGUUACGCUACUGUUUUCGUCAGUUGCGUUCAACACAAGUCGCUAUAUUACAUUGUAGUGCGCAGACUUCACCUAUCCAUGUAAUUCAGAAACUAAAUCAAUCAUGCAUUCAAGUUUCAUCUACCAAUGGUCGAACAUAUCGACCAAAAGAUUGUGAAAAUCUCAUUUUAUAUGUCAAAGACAUCAACUUACCUAAACUUGACAAAUGGGGCACAAGUCAACUAAUUGAAUUCUUGCAACAAAUUUUGACUUACAAUGGUUUCUACGAUGAAAAUCUUGAAUUUGUUAAUCUGGAAAACAUUCAAAUCGUCGGAAGUAUGAAUCCAUCGAAUACACUUGGUAGACACAAACUAUCGACGCGUUUCACAUCGAUUGUUCGAAUCUGUUCUAUUAACUAUCCCAAUGAAGAGCAAUUACAGAUAAUCUACGCCAAUUAUCUGCAAGCUAUACUUCAACAACAACUACCAAACCAUAAAGUUUGGUCGGCACACGGAAAAGUCCAUCAACUUGCUCUAUCCAUGAUUCAUGUCUAUAAUGAAUUACGAUCAAAAUUUAGUCAAGAUGAGCAUAGUCAUUAUUUGUUUACACCGAGAGAUUUGACGCGCUGGUGUCUGAGUUUAUUACGCUAUGAUUUUUCAUCUAUUCGAAAUGAUGGAAGUACAGAGAGUUUGUUGGAAAUCUGGACGUAUGAAGCAUGCCGGCUAUUCAAAGAUCGACUCGUAGGAAACGAAGCGCAGGAUAAAUUUGAUCAAUUGAUGGAUAAAAGCUUACGAGCUGAUUGGUCAUCAAGUGCUGCAAAUGCUUUGCGAGAUACAUUCUUUGUAUCAUGGGUGACUACUGGCAACCGUCGAGCACUUCCACCGGCUGGUCGGAUAUUAUCGCGUCUAACAGGAAAAGAUUUGCGACCAUUUAUCGAACGUGGUAUUACUCGAUAUCGAGCUGAUUAUCGUGAUACAGACGUGUUCAUUUUUCGGGAAAUACUCGAUGCUAUUGUUCGAUGUGAUCGUGUCUUAACGACGCCCGGUGGCUCGUUAUUACUUGCUGGUCGAAGUGGUGUUGGUCGUCGCACAGCAGUUGGUAUUGUAGCUUCGAUGAAUAACAUGAAACUAUUUUCUCCGAAAGUCAGUCGAGCUUAUGGAAUCAAACAAUUCAAAAAUGACUUGAAAACAAUCCUACAGAGUGCAGGUGUUGAAGGCGAACAAUGUGUUUUGUUAAUGGAGGAUUAUCAAUUUAUCGAGGCAACCUUUGUGGAAAUCAUCAACAGUCUUCUAUCGGCUGGAGAAGUUCCAGGACUCUAUUCGCCCGACGAAUUAGAAGCAAUCUUGUCUCCACUACGUGAAGAAUCUUCGCAAGAGAACUUUCGUGGAACAAUGGUUCAAUAUUUUGCACAAAGAGUGAAAACCAAUUUACAUAUUGUGCUAAGCAUGGAUUUUACUCGACCUACAUUUACGGUUGCAUGUCAAAGUAAUCCUGGCUUUUUUAAAGAAUGUGCUGUUCAAUGGAUGGAAGGUUGGUCCGAAAGAUCAAUGGUUAAGAUUCCAGCAAUGUUGUUCUCAAAGGACCGAUCCGAGGAAGAGUCUAAAGGAGUACCAAAUGAAAAAAUAAACAUCGAUGAUGUUCUGUCGAAUUUAUUCUAUUCAAUACACCAAUCAAUGGAGAACAAAUUUUUAACACCACGCCGUUAUUUAGUUUUACUUGAAACUUAUCGUGAAGUUUAUCUGACAAAACAACAUGCGAUUAUCAAAAGACAGAAACAUCUCAAGUCGGGUGUGUCGAAAUUGAACGAUGCAAGAAAAGUUGUCGAUGAUUUAAAACGUAACGCUGAAGUCAAACAAAAAGCUUUAGCUGUUAAACAACAUGAAGCCGAUGAAGCGCUCAAACAGAUUACCAAAAGCAUAGCGGAUGCCGGAACACAAAAGAUGGAACUGGAACAACUUAAAGUUAAAGUUAACGAGGAAACAGCAUCGAUCGAACGACAGAAACGUCAAAUUGACGAUGAAUUAGCUGAAACGCAGCCGUUGGUUGAUCAAGCCAAACAAGCAGUCGGUAAUUUGAAAGCUGACACGUUGGUUGAAAUCCGCUCACUACGUGCGCCACCUGAUGUGAUUAAAGAUGUUCUCGAAGGCGUUCUCAAACUAAUGGGCUUCUCCGAUACAUCAUGGACAUCCAUGAAAGCUUUCUUAGGCAAACGUGGUGUCAAAGAAGAUAUCAUGAGUUUCGAUCCACGUAACGUCUCGUCAGAUAAUCGUGAAACUGUCGAACAGUUAUUACGCAAGAAAGCUGAUUCGUUUAAUCAAGAAAAUGCUGCAAAAGCGUCUCAAGCAGUUGGUCCACUUGCUACAUGGGUCAUAGCCAAUGUCAAAUAUUCACGUGUGUUGGAAAAAAUUCGUCCGUUAGAAGAAAAACAGAAUAAAAUCAAAAAAAAUUUGGAAAGUUCAACGAGAAAAAUGGAAGAACUAAGUCAAGAUUUGAAAGUAGUUGACGAUAAGGUUGAAAAGUUUCGACAAACCUUUGAAAAAACAACAAACGAAGCACAACGAUUAAAAGUUGACUUAGAGAAAGCCAAUGAAAUCAUUGACGCAGCACAAAAUCUCGUUGGUAAACUCGAAGGCGAAUAUUCACGUUGGUCAACACAAGUCAACGAUCUUGAAGAUCAACUACGAAUUCUUCCUAAACUAUCGAUCUUAUCGGCUGCAUUUAUCACUUACCUCGCUAGUCAAUCCGAAGAUAAACGUGUGGAAUACAUAACUAAAUGGAGAGAAAUCUUACAGGUCGAUGAUCAAUUCGAUGUUAGAAAGUUUCUCUCGACUGAAAGUGAACAAUUAGUAUGGAAAAGUCAAGGUUUGCCUUCGGAUGAGUUAUCAAUGCAGAAUGCGAUGGUCAUUCUUCGUUCGCAAUUAUGUCCAUUUCUGAUUGAUCCAUCUUCACGUGCGACAGAGUGGUUGAAAACACAUUUGAAAGAGAAAAAAGUCGAAGUGAUCAAUCAGCAAGAUCAAAACUUUACAACACAGUUGGAAUUGGCUGUCCGAUUUGGCAAAACAUUGAUCGUUCAAGAAGUCGAUGGUGUCGAGCCGGUACUUUAUCCUGUUUUAAGAAGAGAUCUUGCCGCACAAGGACCACGACAUGUCGUUCAGAUCGGAGAGAAAACAAUUGACUUCAACUCAGAUUUUCGCAUUUAUUUAACCACUCGAAAUCCAACACCGGACUUAUUGCCCGAUAUGGCAGCUAUUAUUAAUGAAGUUAAUUUCACAACCACACGUGCUGGUCUUACUGGACAGUUAUUGGCAACUGCUAUUCAACAUGAAAAACCUGAAUUGGAAGUUCGUAAAACUGAACUUCUGCGAAAAGAAGAGGAACUGAAGAUUGAAUUAGCUAAACUGGAAGAUCAAUUGCUUGAGGAUCUUGCGAAUGCAACUGGUAAUAUCUUAGAAAACAAAGAAUUACUACAAUCACUGAAUAAAACCAAAGAAAAAGCGGCAACAAUAACCAAUUCACUGGAAGAGUCAGUGAGACUCGGUCGAGAUCUUGACAAAGAACGAAACGAUUAUCUAUCACUCGCUAAUGAUGGCAGCAAAUUAUUUUUUGUCAUCUCCGAUCUGUCGAAGGUCAAUAACAUGUAUCAAUUCAGUUUAGCGGCAUUCCUACGUUUAUUUCAACGAAAUCUUGAACGAACUGAUGCUAAUAGAGGUUCAUCACAAGAUCGAACAUCGUCUUUAACUAAAAAUCAAUUACGUGCCGCUUACACUUACAUAACUCGAUCGCUUUUCAAAGCCGAUCGUUUAAUGUUUGCCAUGCACUUAGUACAUGGAAUGGAUCCCAAGAAAGUUCCGGAUAAUGAAUGGGAACAUUUUAUUGGUUUAUCAAUUACUGAUGUGAAGGAAACUCGAGCUUUACCGUCAUGGGUUAAUGAAGAACGCACGUUUGAUGUCGCUUCAUUUCGAACUAAUUUCCCACAAUUAUUCUCAAAUCUUCGUUUUGACGACGAUUCCUGGUCGAGAUGGAAUUCUACUAACGAUUGUGAACUACAUUUUCCUGAAGAUAGACAUCUGACUCAGUUUCAACAGAUCUUAGUCAUACAGGCAUUUCGACCGGACAGGUUGGAAAGUGCAAUGAAGCAAUUUGCUUGUAGAAUACUGGGAAUCAAGGAUAUUUCACCGGAAACGUUGAAUCUUCGAAAGCUUUACACAAAGGAAACCAUUUCAACAGAACCAAUUUUGAUUAUUAUUUCACCCGGUGCUGAUCCGUCGGCAGAACUUCGCGACUUAGCGACGGAAAUCAUCGGCAAAGAUCGCUAUUUCGAAAUUGCCAUGGGUCAAGGUCAAAUGGAAAUUGCUCUCGAAUUGUUAAAGAAAUGUUCGAGUGAGGGUUCAUGGUUAUGUUUGAAAAAUCUUCAUCUAGUGACGCCUUGGUUAACUGUGUUAGAAAAAGAAUUAAAUGCGCUAAAACCUCACAAAAAUUUUCGUUUAUGGUUAACAUCAGAAGUUCAUUCGAAGUUUCCGACUAUCUUAUUACAAUCCAGUAUUAAAAUAACGUAUGAAGCACCGCCUGGUAUUAAGAAAAAUCUUCUCCGUACAUUCGAAAUAUGGACACCCGAAGAGUUUGAAAAAGGAAGUGUUGCACGUUCACAAACGCUUUUCAUCUUAGCAUGGUUUCAUGCCAUCAUACAAGAACGACGAAAAUACAUUCCUCAAGGUUGGACAAAAUUCUACGAGUUUUCUCAAGCAGAUCUACGUGCUGGUUAUGAAAUUAUCCACCGACUCUGCGAACGAGCUGCAAGACAAUCUGGUGGUGAAAUUCAAUGGGAAUAUAUUCAUGGUUUAUUCGAUCAAGCUGUCUAUGGUGGUCGAGUCGAUAAUCCAGUCGAUACAGAUGUACUGAAAUCGUAUUUGACUCAGUAUUUUAACUCUGCUAUUGUCGGUGGUACAAAAGGAUUAAAGAGUCGACUGGCCGCGAAUAUAAACUUGCCUAAUUCGACUGAGUUGCAUGAUUAUAAGAAGAUCUGUGAUGAAUUAAGUGAUAAUGAUACACCAAGUUUAUUUGGUUUACCAGAAAAUAUCGAACGAUCGGCACAAAGAAUGAAUAGUGCACAAAUCAUCAAUUCGCUGAAAGUUCUGCAACGUACCGAUCUUGAAGUGCAGAAGUUCGACAAAGAAAAAUGGAGUGCUUUGUUAGCACCAAUUCUCAAUCUUUGGAAAAAAUUAAAUCAAGACAUUGAUUUUAUCAAAUUAAAAGUUCAUCCACCCAACGAAGAUGGUUCUCUAUCACCUAUUCAAUCAUUUCUUCAAUUGGAACGUUACAAUGGUAUUCAACUUGUUCAAACUAUUCAUGAAAAUCUCGCCGCACUGUCGAAAGUCAUUCGUGGAAUUAGUUUAAUUACCAAUGAAAUUCAAGAAUACGCCCAAGAUCUUCUUACGAACGAGACUCCUCAAACAUGGCAAGACCGUUGGGAAGGUCCGACUGAUGCUCUACAAUAUCUUCGUGCUGUUGUCUCCAAAGCAAAAGCCAUGCAGCACAUUGCAAGUUCACUCAAAGAUCAAGACAUCUUUACUCAAACACUUAAUCUCUCGGAUCUCUUUCGUCCCGAUACGUUUCUCAAUGCGCUACGACAACAAACAGCAAGAAUGACGAAGCAACCAAUGGAUACCUUAGUUCUGAAUACUUCAUGGUCGGGAGAAGUGAAACACGGCAAAAAUGUCUCGAUUAAGAUUACUGGCUUACAAUUGGAAGGUUGUUCAUUCGAUAGCGGACGGUUAAGUGAAAGCGCACCGGAUUCGCCGAGUGUGUCUGCAUUUCCAUCGUGUUACAUUGCAUGGAUACCUCGAGACGUGGCGAAACAAGAAACGAGAGAUUCGAUUUCUCUACCCGUUUAUUUUAAUGCGGAUCGAGAGAAAAUGGUGACACGAUUGAAUGUUCCGUGCGGUACUGAAAAAGACAAGUGGCUACAAUGUGGAGCGGCACUUUUUCUAAAAAAUGUUUAA
Messenger RNA from Adineta ricciae, 12921 nucleotides. The record is from the annotation of a GenBank genome assembly. Lineage: Eukaryota; Metazoa; Rotifera; Eurotatoria; Adinetida; Adinetidae.